This is a messenger RNA of Cylindrotheca closterium, 450 nucleotides long. NCBI's taxonomy places the organism in Eukaryota, Bacillariophyta, Bacillariophyceae, Bacillariales, Bacillariaceae. The record is from the annotation of a GenBank genome assembly.
AUGCGGAAAUACAACGACAGUGAUUGCAAUAUCUGCCCUUCCAUUGCCUCGGAACUGGACUUGAGCAGCCUACUCAUUGAAGACUCUAUUCCAACGACAAUUGGUAACGAUGAAAGCAAUGGCAGCUUCUCAACCGUUGAUACCAACAAUCUUUUCCUUCUCGCUGGUGAAUCCAGCUUCAGCAGUUUAAACGUUGAGGUAUCGGUACCAAGGAGCAUUAAACAAAAGUCUCGGGCAGGGACCACACGGAAACCCGAGAGUAAGAUCUCCUCAUCCUCGUCGACCCACAGCAGACGAAGCCGCAAAAGCAACCACAAUUCGUCCCCUGACAAGUACGAUCAGGUUGGGACGACUCGCAGGGAAACAAGGAGAGAAGCUUCCUUUGAAGAAGGCACUGACAAACGGCAGCAAUUGCGCCGUUCUUGCGAAAAUUUGAGCUUGAUAUGGUAA